Molecule: messenger RNA, 2808 nt
Organism: Amphibalanus amphitrite
Lineage: Eukaryota; Metazoa; Arthropoda; Thecostraca; Balanomorpha; Balanidae
Product: dynein axonemal intermediate chain 4-like
Exons: 1
Coding region: 362-2725 (787 amino acids)
Biological process (GO): cilium movement
Cellular component (GO): axonemal dynein complex
Molecular function (GO): dynein light chain binding; dynein heavy chain binding
Source: RefSeq, a predicted model, not a curated record
GGUAGCGUAGCAAACACCUGUGUGCGCUGGAAUCGUGGCCAAUAUUUUGUGUCUAGUGUUGUUAUCGAAGUGACCGAGGUCGUUAGACGUAAGAUCUACCACAUAAAGUACUUCUCUUUUUGUUGUGUCAUGCAAGACACUUUGGAACGUAUGGUCAAGACUUAGGAUGGACCGUUUUCCAUUAAUCCGUUCUAAUAGGACGGAUAGGAAGCACGUGAAAUGAAGCACCGUGUGCAGUGGCAUUACUUCUUCAACAAGUGGAGCUAAUAAAAAUGUGACUUUUAUUCAGAUGUACGUAUCACUACCAACAUUUUUCUAGUAAUUUAAAUUGAACAGCAAAUUUGACCAUUUCCCUAAGGCAAUGUCUACUCCAAGAUCAUCGGUCGCUGCAUCGAAGCAUGGAGGCUCACAGGCAAGUUCGAAACAGCACAAGAAAGCAAUCCCAAGUGCUCGAAGUAUAUUCGCCCGGAGUAAUUACUCCGUGGCUAGUCAUCGAUCGUCGAAAUUUGCCAAAUCAUCUGGUAGGGUGGCCAGAAGCGUCCUGACCACAACACAGCCAGGACCGACCACUCGAGGUUUACGAAUCAUUAGUGAACUCGGAGAAGAUGUCACUCCCCUGUCACUCCAAGACCAAGACAGUGGUCCGAAGCUGACUCACAGUGUCUUGUUUGGCUUUGGUGAAGGCAGUGAGGACGGGGCGUCAGAAUGGAGUCCGAUGAACUCCACGUACACCCGCACUGUCACCGACAAACGCGGAGGAACACUUGGCACGGGCUUGAAACGCUCGACGAUGCUAUCGGGGUUCUCUCAAACUUACAUCGUAGAAGAAAAGGAGUCGGAGUUAGCGAGUGGCGUAGCACCAACGCACAGUGCUUAUCACUCAAUUUUUGACAGCUUAGAAGAUGAAAUCGGCUAUGACUUGGAGAGACCCGUCGUUUGCCAUUGUACCGAAACGGACACCAUCAAUCUGUUCGAGCUUCCAAGUACCUGUGUACCAGAAGACGACCAGCAAGUCCCAGAGAUCGAGGCCAAAAAUGCCGCCUAUGAAAAGCUAUGCAAGUCUCGAGCUGGUAACAGCCGUUACACCGAACGUGCAAUGCAAACAAUCAACGAGCCUCUGAAGAUAAAGGGUACUCAAGCGUCACAAGCUAACAAGGCAGAUGAGUGCGACUUUGCGGCAGUAUGGGACAUGUUCGACGAGUACAAGAAGCUGGAGCCCAAAGAAGAGGACGAAGAAGAGGACGAUCCCCUUGGGGAGGAUGUCGGCGGCGCGUUGCUGCGGCCGGGAGGAGGCGCCUCCGCCGGUCCAGCUGUUCAGUCUCCAAAACAGGGCGAGGCGGCAGGCGAUGACGAGGAAGACUCGUCCCAGCAGGUGCCGCUGGACGUGCUGUCGGAUAUCCAGGAGAAGACGUUCAUCAUGGAGAAGGCGCUCUGCAUGAAUACGUACCAGCAGCGGCUGGCGCAGUUCCGCCGCAUGCUGCCGGGCCGGACCGAGCCCGACGAGCCGGUCGCCGAGCACUCGCAGUCAGUAGUGAUGGUGGCGCCGCACAUGCUGCACCUCUGGAACUACCGCUGCCCGGAGACAAGCGGCCAGCGCGUCACCUGCGUCCGCUGGAACCCGGCCAACCCCGACCUGCUGGCCGUCACCUACGGCACGCUCCAAUUCGGCGCGCACCCAGGCCUGGUCUGCUGCUGGUCGCCAAAGAACCCCGAUCACCCGGCGCUGAUCUACCGCACGCCCAGCGGCGCCACCUGCUGCGACUUCGCCACGCAGAACGCCGCCAUGCUCGCUGUGGGCUGCUACGACGGCUCGCUGGCGCUGUACAGCACCAGCCAGAAGUCGGACCGUCCCGUCAACGACUGCUUCAGGGGAGUCGACAAGCCUAUGGGUGUCAUCUGGGACGUGCAGUUCGUGCUGAAGGAUCAAGGGGUAGGUGAGGCGAAGCGGGAGGUGCUGAUGUCCAUUUCGGAGGACGGGCGUGUCCUGCAGUGGAACACCCGCCAGGGCCUUCAGACGGUUCCCGUCAUGUCCAUGCGUCGCGAUCCCAGCUUCAGCACCAAAAAGGAGAACCGCUCGCGAAAGUCUGAUGCGUUCAUCUCGCGCUCGGCAGUAGGCCUCCACUUCAGCUUCCGUCCAGGCAACACGGCUCAGUACCUGGUAGCCACGGAGUCGGGCACGGCGCACCUGUGCAGCACGUCCCACUCGGACCAGUACCUGUUCACGUACAGCGGCCACCUGGCGGCCGUGUACCGCGCUCACUGGUCGCCGUUCAGCGCCGACGUCCUGGUCACCUGCUCGGCAGACUGGAGCUUCCGCGUCUGGCACGCCGACCAGAAGGUGGCCGUGAUCGUGGUGCAGAGCGCCAGCCGCUCGGCCAUUAACGACAUCCAGUGGAGCCCGCUGUGCGCCACCCAGCUGGCGCUCUGCACCGACCACGAGGUGGAGGUGUGGGACCUGGCCGUCAGCACCCUGGACCCGCUCAUCGUCCACCCCAACGUCACCCGCGGCGCGACCAACACGACGCUGACGUUCGGCCCCGACGGCGAGUGUCUGAUGAUCGGAGACUCGGCCGGCAGCGUGGCUGUCUACCAGCUGGAGAACCUGCCGGCCGCCGAGCCCGACCACGUCGAGAAGCUGGAGGAGGUGGUACAGACGCAGCUGUUCAGGGUGCUCAGCACGCUGCGGGAGGAACAGGAGGAGGAGACGGACGCCAUCGCCGAAUGAGUGACGGAGAGUCGACGGGUGGCCGUCCUGUCGUGCUCUUCUUGAGGUUUUGCGCUGGUGUGUGAAUAUACUCUGUAGUGUGA